Messenger RNA from Nerophis lumbriciformis (worm pipefish), 1497 nucleotides. Its product is annotated as creatine kinase, testis isozyme-like. Gene Ontology annotation, biological process: phosphocreatine biosynthetic process. Lineage: Eukaryota; Metazoa; Chordata; Actinopteri; Syngnathiformes; Syngnathidae. Gene Ontology annotation, molecular function: creatine kinase activity. The record is from RefSeq and is a predicted model, not a curated record.
GCGGUGACGAGCUUCCUAUAUAAGAUGAACAUGGAGCAACAGUUCAUGUUUGGACGCUCAGCAGGACUGCGACGUCGCCGCAAACUUCCACAAGAGUUGUCAGUUAGUGUUACUGCUGCAGGAGACUACACGGCGGAAACAUGUCAGACACUAUUGAACAAGUCUGUCAAAAAAUGGCCAACCUUCAGUUGAAGGGUCUGACAGCUGAGGACGAGUUCCCAGAUCUCAGUAAGCACAACAACCACAUGGCCAAGUUCUUAACCAUGGACAUGUACAAAGGACUGAGGGAGCGGACCACCCCCAAUGGCUUCACCAUAGACCGCGUCAUCCAGACAGGCGUGGACAAUCCGGGUCACCCCUACAUCAUGACUGUGGGCUGUGUGGCGGGAGACGAAGAGUCGUACGAGGUCUUCAAAGAGCUUCUAGACUUGGUCAUUGAGGACCGACACGGAGGUUACAAACCGACAGACAUGCACAAGACUGACCUCAACCCAGAAAACCUUGUGGGCGGUGAUGACCUUGACCCUGAAUAUGUUCUGAGCUCCCGUGUCCGCACGGGCCGCAGCAUACGCGGCUUCUGCCUGCCGCCGCUCUGCAGACGAGGAGAGAGACGCGCUGUAGAAAAGCUCUCAGUCGAAGUUCUGGAUUCACUAACUGGUGACCUGCAAGGGAAAUACUACUCCUUGAGGAACCUAUCAGAAGCAGAGCAGCAGCAGUUGAUUGAUGACCACUUGCUCUUUGACAAGCCAGUGUCUCCUCUGCUGCUGGCCUCAAGGAUGGCCCGUGACUGGCCGUCAGGCAGAGGCAUCUGGCACAACGACAACAAGACGUUCCUGGUGUGGGUGGGUGAGGAGGACCAUCUGCGAGUGAUCUCCAUGGAGAAAGGAGGCAACUUGAAGCAAGUGUUCACUCGCUUCUGCACCGGACUCACUGAGAUUGAGUCACUGUUCAAGAACAAAGGGUUUUCUUUCAUGUGGAACGAGCACCUGGGCUACAUCCUGACUUGCCCCUCCAACCUCGGCACUGGUCUGCGCGCCGGUGUCCACGUAAAGCUUCCGAACAUGAGCAAGCACGGAGAGUUUGAAGAAGUUCUCAAGAGGCUGAGGCUUCAGAAACGUGGAACUGGUGGCGUGGACACCGAUGCUGUUGGUGGAGUCUUUGACAUCUCAAACGCUGACAGACUGGGCUUCUCUGAGGUGGACCUGGUGCAGAUGGUGGUGGAUGGUGUCAAGCUGCUGGUGGAGAUGGAGAAGAAACUGGAGAAGGGAGAGUCCAUCGAUGACCUGAUGCCCACCCAGAAGUAGAACCAAACUUAUUUGACCUUUAAAAAUCAAUUUUAAUGAAGGACUCAGUCCCACAGGGUAUACCGCUGCCACACUUUUGUUCAUGAUUUGACGGUUUAUAGGCUUCUACCAUUUCUGUAAUGUUGACAUGGCCUUAAAUAAAAUGUAUUUUAUUGUGAAAAUAAUGUAGCAAACGAAUAAAUAAUUCAUAAUA